Messenger RNA from Triplophysa rosa, 3640 nucleotides. RefSeq names its product RNA binding motif protein 28 (gene rbm28). The transcript is spliced from 19 exons. The coding region runs from base 167 to 2464 and encodes 765 amino acids. The record is from RefSeq and is a predicted model, not a curated record. NCBI's taxonomy places the organism in Eukaryota, Metazoa, Chordata, Actinopteri, Cypriniformes, Nemacheilidae. Gene Ontology annotation, molecular function: RNA binding.
CACCGCUGAAACACGUGAGAAAACGUGCUGUAAGACUGCAGCGAUCAGAAUCUACGUGAUCGCGACUUAUGUGAACUAUAUCGCAGUACUUAACAUAAUCUGUCAACAUAAAAUUGACAGUAUUACCGUCGGAUGUAAAGGAGGAGAUUGAAGCUGAUCUGUUAAAAUGCCUGCGGUCACUUUAUUUGUCAAGAGGUUACCUGAUUCAGCCACCAAUGAACAUUUGGGGGAAAUAUUUUCAGAAAUAGGACCACUGAAGAAUUCCUUCGUUGUUAAAGAAAAAGGGGCUGAAACAUGUCGUGGCAUUGGUUAUGUUACAUUCGCCAUGGAAGAUGAUGCGCAGCGAGCUCUGAAAGAAGUCAAAGAGUACGACGGACAGAAGAUAGAUGUAGUCAUAGCUAAGAAAAAGCCAGAUAAUAAGAAAAGAUGGAAAACCAAAAAAAAAGAAGAAUCGGAAGAUACAGAAAUGGCAAAGGAACCUUCAGAAAUGGCAAAGGAACCUUCAGAAAUUGCAAAGGAACCAGCAGAAAUUGCAAAGGAACCAGCAGAAAUUGCAAAGGAACCAGCAGAAAGGCCACAAAAGUUUCAUUGCAUGAGAAAGAAUAAACUGAAGGCUAGGCUUAUAAUCAGAAACCUUAGUUUCAAGUGUACAGAAGAUGAUUUGAAGCAGAUCUUCUCUGAGUUUGGUGUGGUGCAUGAAGCAAAAAUUCCUUUAAAACCAGACGGGAAAAUGCGAGGUUUUGCGUUUGUGCAGUUUCAGAACAUGCCUCAGGCUGCUAAAGCUCUAGCAGCAAGCAACAUGAAGGAGAUUAAAGGCAGACAGGUAGCUGUGGACUGGGCCAUCUCAAAAGACAAGUACAUCACCACCCAAGCAGUGCCAUCAGCUGGAUCAAAAAAAGAAGUGACGGUGAAAACUGAGGAUGCAGAGCCCAAUAAUAAACAUGGUGCAAAGAACAAGCCCACAUUACAUCAGAAGACCCCAGACUCUGAAUCAGAAAAAGAUUCCGAGGACGACGACGAAGAUGAUGAUGGUGAUGAUGAAGAUGAACAGGACAGUGCUAAAGAAGAGGAGGAGGAAAAUGAAUCUGAUGAGAUGGACAGUGAAUCUGAAGAUGAUAAGUACAGUGAUGAAGAAAGCGAUGCUCAUCCAAAGAAGAAGAUAUCUCUUCCUUCUGAUGUGAACGAGGGAAGAACCGUUUUCAUCCGAAACAUGUCAUUUGACACAGAAGAGGAGGAUUUGGAAGAAGUUUUGCUGCAGUUUGGAGAAAUGAAUUGUGUCAAAGUGGUGAUGCACGCCAGCACUGGACACUCGAAAGGCUGUGCCUUUGCUCAGUUUAAAACUAAAGAAGCCGCAGAGAAAUGCAUAGCUGCCGCUCAGAAUGAGAAUGAGUCUGGUGGCAUAAGGCUCAAUGGCAGGAAGGUGUAUAUUGUGGGCGCCGUGAGCAGAGAUGAUGCUGUCAAAUUCAAGGUCAAGCAGUUAAAAACUCACACAGGCACCAGGAACCUCUAUCUCACCAGAGAGGGCUUGAUUCGUCCUGGAUCGAACGCUGCAGAAGCGGUUUCAGAAUCAGACAUGGCCAAGAGGAUAAGGUUUCAGGAGCUAAAAAGGCAAAAGUUAAAGGGAGUCAACGUGGUUGUGUCUAAAACACGGCUGUGUGUUCAUAACCUGCCUAAAAGAGUCCAGAAACCUGAAUUUCGCAAGAUCAGCCUCAGGGCCGCCGGGUAUAAAGGAGCUCGCAUCACUGAGUGCCAUGUGAUGUAUGACAAGAAGCCCAUUCGAGGUCAGGUGAUAGGUCAGUCUCUGGGAUACGGUUUUGUGGAGUUCAAAGAGCACGAACACGCCCUCCAAGCCCUGCGUCACCUUAACAACAACCCUGACAUAUUUGGAGCCCAAAAGAGACCCAUAGUUGAGUUUGCACUGGAAGACACUAGAAAACUGAAACUCAAAGCCAGACGUCUAGAAAACAGCAAGAAACAAGCUCAAAAAGACAGUUGCCAAGAAGAAGGGAAGACAAAACACAGUCCAGGAAAGAAGCAAAAUAAUUCAAUACGAGCAGGAAUUAUGGGUAAUGUAGGCAAACAGGAGAAGGCCCAGGGCAGCAAGUAUGCAGGCUUUAUGACCAAACCAGAAGUAGAGCAUAUCGAUCUGCCAGACGGCAAGAAACGACAGAAGGUUCUACCCAUGCCAUCACACAGUGGCCCAAAGAUCAGGAAACGUGAUAAAGGAAAACAGCCCGUACAACCCAAAAAAUUAAAGAAGGCACCCAGCAGGAAAGAGAGAACUAUGUCCUCCCUUCUUGAUAAACCCAACCAGAACAAGAAACAGAAUGCCAAACCUGCAAAAAGAAGGAUCAGGAACAGAGAAGAUGAUCGCUUCGACAGUUUAGUGGAACAAUACAAAAAGAAACUUAUGGGCAACUCGAACGCUAAGACUCAAGUUAAGAAAAGCAAAUGGUUUAGCUGAGUGUGUGUGUUUGAGAGAGCGAAUGUCUAAAACUGUUUAAGGACCAUCAAAAGAGUUUCUUAAUGUGAGGUAUUGUUUGGUUUCAGAAACACAUUUCAGUACGGAAACUCAAAUAUUUAACAGACUGUGUUGUGUUGUUUAUUACCUUUCGUGAAUUACAGUUGUUUAUUUUAUUAAGAAAGAUUCAUGCCAGUUGUUCUAUCGUGUUUCUUUCAACAUUGAGUCUACAAAGCCCCAUGUCAAGUCUUAUGUCAAUAUUGACUUUGCCUGGACCUUUUUGCUAUUAUUAUUUAACCCUUCAAAAUUGUAUGGUGUAAAAAUAAGUUAGUAUUAAUAGGGUUUACUUUUGUAAAGUGCUUUGGAUAAAAUGUGACCCUGGAUCACAAAACCAGUCUUAAGUAGCACGGGAACAUUUUUAGUAAAAGACAAAAAUACAUUGUGUGGGUCAAAAUUAUCUAUUUUUCUUUUAUGCCAAAAAUCAUUAGGAUAUUAAGUAAAGAUCAUGUUCCAUUAAGAUAUUUUGUAAAUUUCCUACCUUAAAUAUAUAAAACUUUAUUUUUGUGAGUGGAUGGUCUGCCACAGUGCCCCUGAUUAACAACUUCAAAGGCAAUUUUCUCAAUAUUUUGAUUUUUUUGUGCUCUCAGAUUCCUGAGUUUUAAACGGUUGUAUCUCAGCCAGAUAUUGUCCUAUUCUAACAACUCAUAUAUCUAUAGAAAGCUUAUUUAUUCAGCUGUAAAAAUCUCAAUUUCGAAAAAUUGACCCAUAAGACUGGUUUUGUUGUCCAGGGUCACAAAUCAUCUGUUAAAUGUAAACAUAAAAGUUAGACAAUAUCUAAAAAUCAGAGAUACAACAAAAUCUAUCAGGUUUCAUUAGACAAUGGUCAUAUAUCAUUAAUUACUAGCAUAUGAGAUGUAAACAAAAUUGUUCAUAUUAAAUGUUGAAUUUUUAAAAACAAAUUAUGAUAUGCCACUAACAGGUAUUUGUAGGUCAUUUAUACAAAAAACUGCUUUUGACAUUUAAAACAAAUGCCCAGUGCUACGUUUGUCAUUAAGUGUUUUGCUGAAAAAGUGAUGACCAGAAUCUGUUUCUGGUGUUUGUGAAGUUUUUUUGAUUUGAUAAUUCAGAAGUGAAGUUGCACAUCAAAGCUACAAUAAAUAGCAAUCGUUGUUAAACAUC